This is a messenger RNA of Pelmatolapia mariae (spotted tilapia), 3437 nucleotides long. Its product is annotated as gastrula zinc finger protein XlCGF26.1-like. The transcript has 8 exons. The record is from RefSeq and is a predicted model, not a curated record. Gene Ontology annotation, biological process: regulation of transcription by RNA polymerase II. Gene Ontology annotation, molecular function: DNA-binding transcription factor activity, RNA polymerase II-specific; RNA polymerase II cis-regulatory region sequence-specific DNA binding. The coding region runs from base 195 to 2138 and encodes 647 amino acids. Lineage: Eukaryota; Metazoa; Chordata; Actinopteri; Cichliformes; Cichlidae.
GCACUUAAACUGAAAAGACAAAUUAGAAACGUGUGGGAUUUUAUUCUGAAAAGUAUGAACUAGGAAACAGUACCUGGUUUCGUGUUGUGAAUGAUCGGCAUGAGUUUUUUUUUCACCAUAACAACAACAGUGCGGCGGAGCAGAAGUUUCAUGACGCAUUUGUAGAUGCGAAAUAAACAUCACAAUCGGUCAGCAUGGCGGACCUGGAGCCGCAGGUUUGCGCCAUUUUGGAGAUAAUGGUGAACGCGGCGGUUUCAGAGAUGAACAAAGUUAUCGGCGCCUCGGAUCCUCCGCGUCCACAAGAGACAUCAUGUGUGGCCGAAGACACGCACGGGUCCCCGGAGGAUAAGGUGAUCCAGUUGAGCGUCUUCAUGUCGUCUCUGGCUCAAGAAGCUGUGGAGAAGAUCUGCCAGCUCUUCCAUGAAUGUUCCUCUGCGCUGCGGCUAGAAGUGACGCAGGGUAUGGCAGAGAUCGAGGAUCUGAAGAGCAGACUGGAGGUCGCGGAGACGGAGUUGAAGCUGGCGCUUGAAGGCAGCGGAGGUCAGAAGGACGUGGAGGAGCUGGCGGAGGGAGGCAGUGGGCAAAAGGAGGGGAGGGUGGACGUUGAGGUUGUUCAGCUUGAGCAACGCUCAGGGAGGAAGAGUCGCAGAGGUGUGGUUAGCGGGGACGCUGGAGUGAAGAGAUCGCCCAUAAUUCAUCUGUGGAAAGGCAGAACAUAUGAUGACAGCAUCCAGCCUGUUAUAAUAAAAGAAGAAGGGUUUGAGUGCUUAGCCGACCGGAUGUCUUCUGACUCUGGUCAGUACAGAGAUGAGUUCUGGCAGGAUGAGGACGACCCUGACUACCAGGCGGAACCAGACGAUCCAGAUGAUGUUGACCCAGGAUACGCCACCAGAUCCAAACGUGCUGUAAAGGGAAAGUCCCACCAAGCUCAAGCAAAGAAGGAGAGUCAGAAGGAGCAGCCUCUGAGCUGCAAACACUGCCGGAAAACCUUCACCAAGCUGCUGCAGCUCAAAGCCCACCAGGCCGUCCACGGGGCGAGCGCGGAAAAGCCCUUCCAGUGUUCUCAGUGUGGCCGAGGCUUUGCGUUCCAGCGAAGCCUCAGUGCUCACAUGUUACUGCACACAGGUGAGAGGCCACACACCUGUGAUGUUUGUGGGAAAGGUUUCACCCUGAAGCAGCUCCUGAGAAACCACCAGCGUCUCCACGCUGACGUGCGGCCAUAUCGCUGCGAGCAGUGUGGCAAGAGCUUUUACCGGGCGCACGGCCUGAAGAUGCACCAGAUGGUCCACACUGGGGAGCGUGCCUAUAACUGCCAGUACUGCAACAAACGUUUCACAAUACAAGGAAACCUGCAGCGCCACCUGCGCAUACACACGGGCGAAAAGCCGUUCAGGUGCGAGACUUGCGGCAAAAGCUUCAACCAGGCCGACACUCUGAAAGGCCACCAGCGGAUUCACACCGGCGAGCGCCCCUUCAGCUGCGACACUUGUGGCAAGCGCUUCAUCCAGAAGAGCGCGCUGAAGAUGCACCAGAAGACCUCUCACGUAGACGAGAAGUCGCUCGCCUGCGUCGCGUGCGGCACCACGGUGGCCUGUGUCGACUCGCUGCGCAAACACCUCCAGACGCACGCGGCGACUAUUCCGUGCACCUGCGUGCUCUGCGGCCAGCGGCUCAGCUCCAUCACCGAACUGCGCUCGCACCAGCAGCAUCACACGGUGGACCGGCCUCACAGCUGCGGGCUCUGCGGCAAGAGUUUCAAGUCAUCCAGUUACCUGAAGAUUCACCUGAAAACGCACAGCGGGGAGAAGCCGUUCUCCUGCGACAUCUGCGGUCGCAUGUUUACACAGCAAAGCAGCCUUAAGUCCCAUCAGGUGGUCCACACAGGAGAGAAACCUUUCAGCUGCGACACCUGCGGGAAAUGCUUUAGCAACACCGGCAACUUGAACCGACACCAGCGCAUCCACACGGGGGAGAAGCCGUUCAGCUGUGACACGUGUGGGCGGAGCUUCAACCAGGGCAACAGCCUGAAGGCGCACCAGCAGAUUCACACCGGGGAGAAGCAGUUCAUGUGCGACAAGUGCGGCAAGAGUUUCUCCUACCUGAGGAACCUGAAAGACCACAAGUGCUUCUAUGUCUGAAGCUAAUCUAUGAGGUGAUGUCAGCCCCUGUAAGCUAGAGUCAGGUUAGCUGGGACUGAGUUAACACUGAAAGCGAUUUUGGUGAUUGUAAAGCUGGCUUUCCCAGAUUUCUUCUGUCACUGCCAAGAAAGUGAUGCAGGUAGAUACGGUGUGGAAUUUAUAAUGGUGGAAAAACAAUGUGAAGAGUGUUACAGCAUCUGUCUGUGAGAAUAGCUGAUAAAUUGCAUUUCCAACGUUAAAACUGAACGGACAGAGAGAGUUUUAGCUCUUUAUGUGAGUGCAUUUAUAACUGAACUAAGAAAAGCCUGGGUCAAAAUGAUCUUCAGCUUCUUGCCUUUUGUCAACUUGAUGUAACUGAAAAGCCAAAAGCAGAUUUUUACCACCACAGUUGGUAUUAACGAGCCACAGAAACAGCUGAUCCUUAUUAAAGACGAGGCGUUUUGCAGCUCUUGGAUCGGUUUUGCCCUUUGGUAAUGAUUUCUUGUUAUCGCGACUCACUCGCAGAUGGACGGGCCAGAUGCUUCAGCUCAGUGUAACAUUUAAAGCUCUUUGCCAGUGAGACUGACGUUUGGCUUUUCUUACCUAGCGAACACAUUUUGUAUUGAAAUGUGAGUAUUUUCUGUGUGAAUUUGUACCAACUCACCGAUAGUGCUCGCGAUGAGGAUGGGCUGUGUUUACAUUGCAUCACGUGCAGCACCACCACAGCACCUUUUCACACGUGUGAAAGCAAGCAAGUUUCACUAUGCAUGAGCAACACAUGCUCGUGCUUUCAGAGGCAGCAUGAACGGUUUUACUUUCCACAGUUAUAGUUCUGUCAAAAUAGGAUCGCUAUUGCAUCUGCAGUCAUUGAUAUUUGGCGCUGUGGUUCUGUUUGGGGUCUUCCCGUCCUUCCGCACAUAUACAUGGAAAGCCUAAAGGCAGUCAGUUUGACUCUGUGGCCUGUUAGAAACAAUGCUGUGCUCGGUAUAGCGGUAAUCUGUGGGCAGCUGUUACAUUAUAUUCCUCAUCUGGGCUGUAUAAUGUGUAAAAAUGGGAUGUCUGAUCUCGUUGUGCAGCUGAUAUUUAUAACGGUGCAACUCAAAGAGUGCUUUUCUGUCUUUUUCUUCUUUUCUUUUUUUUUUUUUAACAUCAUCUCAAAUGAUGACCGUUACUACGUAAAUGCCUUGUAUGCAUACAAAGAACCGGUGUGCUGAGAACAUAACAUACUGAAAGUAUUAUUUUGUGAAAAUACUUUAUUUGUAACUUCUCUUGUGGAGAGGAUAUUUAUCUCAACCUUGUAACUGAGUUCAAUUCAUAAAA